Messenger RNA from Styela clava, 905 nucleotides. RefSeq lists its product as uncharacterized. Lineage: Eukaryota; Metazoa; Chordata; Ascidiacea; Stolidobranchia; Styelidae. The record is from RefSeq and is a predicted model, not a curated record.
UCAGCAGUGGAUCUUUGAAUAUUUCCGGAAAGCCUUAUAAUUUACAAACAACAGAACAACUCGAAAUUUUGAAUAACUGAUCAUUCGUUUGCAUAUUGCGCACAAUCUGUCAUGGUCAUAUUGCUUAUAACAAUAAUUCGAUUUUAAUAGAAAGUUCUUAAUGAAUGCAAAAUAGUAGAUGGCAGUGUAUAAAUAGAGGAAUCCGACAACAGCAAUCCACUUCGAGAAGAUAUUGUCUUUACUACACAUUGUUUGGAAACAUAAACCACAGGUUUGCAACAUGAAGCUAGUCAUUGCCCUUGUUCUUGUUGCAAUUUUUGCAAUCGAGGAGAGUGACGCUCGAUACGUGAGUAGAAGAGCCUACAAUAUUAAAGUUCGACAAGCCGCGUACUGGAGAAGACGUUACAUCGCACUCGCUAGAAGUUACAAUGCACUCGAAUCUAAAUGCAGAACUGUUAGUUACGGCAAGUACAUCAAACUUCUGACGCACUACCGCAGACUGUUGGCGUUCGUGAACCGCAUGCGUGCUGCAUCUACCAAUAUGCACAACGUUCACAGCCGUAUUGCCCGUGGAGAUGAAGACAUGCCAGAAAUGGAGCCUGUCGAGGACUCAGAAGACGUGAAUGAACUCCUGGAUUUGCUUCCUGAAUUCAACGAAGACGCCGAAGACCUCCCUGCCUUGACCGAAGAAGUUGAACAAGAUGAAGAAAUGGAGAAAUCCGAAGACUAAACGAUUUUUCCAGUCAAGAACAGAUCACAGAAAAUUUGCAAUCGGAAGUCCAAUACUUUUAUGUUGCUUAUUUGUUUAUUGUCAAAUUAUUGCAAAAAAAAAGCAGAUCCAUCUUUUGAUGAAGUUUAUCAUAUAACCAUGAUCGAAUUCAAAUAAAAUUGAUUAUUUGAUGGAA